Messenger RNA from Passer domesticus (house sparrow), 1426 nucleotides. It is a transcript of the gene LMO1, whose product is annotated as LIM domain only 1. Gene Ontology annotation, biological process: positive regulation of transcription by RNA polymerase II. The transcript has 5 exons. Gene Ontology annotation, cellular component: nucleus. The coding region runs from base 614 to 1084 and encodes 156 amino acids. Gene Ontology annotation, molecular function: transcription coactivator activity; DNA-binding transcription factor binding. The record is from RefSeq and is a predicted model, not a curated record. Lineage: Eukaryota; Metazoa; Chordata; Aves; Passeriformes; Passeridae.
UUAGAUUUAGAGUGAAAUCAAGAGAAAAGCACUUUAGAAGCCUGGAAAGCUCUUGCAGUGGCAACAGCAAAGGGGAGAGAGGUUGUGAGCGAUCACACGCGAUUACAUUAAGACAAUUUUUGACAGCGCAGGUUGGGCAAGGACGGAGGAGGGGGAGCAGCCCCCGAUAUUGGUCCUCCCGUACCUUUUUCCUCUCUCCCCCCCGCUUCCCUUCUUCUUUGAUCCCUAAACUGGCACUCGAGCUGCAGCGGCGGGGCCGGGGGCGAGGCGGCUGGUGCAGGAGCCCGGCUCCAGCUCUCCGGCGCCCAGCGCGGCCGUAGCCCGCCGCGGCCCCGCUCCAAACUCGCGUCCCGGGGCAGCGCCGGGGCGGCCGCGCCGCUGCCCCCGCCUCGGCAGCGCCCCGGUGCCCGGCCCGGCGCCUCGCCCGCCCCGGAGCCCACAGCGGCGGCUGGAGGGGGAGCGCCCCAAGGAGCCGGAGCGGCGGCGGCGGCGGCCGCCCUCGGCGCCCGGGACAAUGGUGCUGGACAAGGAGGACGAGACUUGCUCUCCUCUCCCCUGAGCGGAGGCUGCUGGAGAAGAAGCAUCUGUGCCCGGACUUUUCUUGAUUGCGGAGAUGAUGGUGCUGGACAAGGAGGACGGCGUGCCGAUGCUCUCCGUACAACCCAAGGGGAAGCAGAAGGGCUGCGCCGGCUGCAACCGAAAGAUCAAGGACCGGUACCUGCUGAAGGCUCUGGAUAAGUAUUGGCAUGAAGACUGCCUAAAGUGUGCCUGCUGUGACUGUCGUCUUGGAGAGGUUGGAUCAACUCUUUACACAAAAGCAAAUCUCAUUCUCUGCCGCAGAGAUUACCUGAGGCUCUUUGGUACCACCGGGAAUUGUGCUGCCUGCAGUAAACUGAUCCCUGCCUUUGAGAUGGUGAUGAGGGCCAGAGAUAAUGUUUACCAUUUGGACUGCUUUGCCUGUCAGCUCUGCAACCAGCGAUUCUGCGUGGGAGACAAAUUUUUCCUGAAGAACAACAUGAUCUUGUGUCAGAUGGACUAUGAGGAAGGGCAGCUGAACGGGAGCUUCGAGUCCCAGGUUCAAUAACAGCCCCUGCUUCGCUGGAGCACUGUGGGAUGGGCGCUGGGCCGCACGAGCAGCGAGGGCGCCUGUCAGCUUGCCUGCAAUAUUUUUUUAAUUCUUGGUCCAGAGAGGACUAUAUACAUUGUAGUACUUUUCCCCCCCAACACAAAGCAGUUACAAUUUUAGAUGUACAGUUGUGCCUGCUUAGCUGAGCACUGCAUUGCCUGUAUGUUUGUGAGUUUUUGGGGUCUGGGGGAGGGCUCUGUACAGUCUGUUUUCUGUAUAUAAACUGGAACAUUUAUUUUAUGAAAAAUGUAAUGCAAUUUUAUUACUGGUGUGAAUUAAAAAUUAUGAAUGUUUCCUGGU